AUGGGCUGGCAGCCUCUCGAAUACAGGCUGGAGUGCGGGGUGAGGCAGCGGGGGUUGAGCUCACCCAUGCUCUUCAAUCUGUAUGUCAACGAGCUCAUAGUUGGGCUCAGCAGCGAGCGUGUCGGCUGCUCGGUUGAUGGUGUUUGUAUAAACAACAUUAGCUACGCGGAUGACAUGGUGCUGCUGGGUCCAAGUGUAGGCUCUAUAAGAAGGCUGUCAGCUAUCUGUGAAAGGUAUGCGAUGCAACAUGGGCUCAAAUAUAAUUGUCAAAAAAGCAACUAUUUGGUCUUCAGAGUCCCUGGUAAGAAUAUAUGUAAUAUUCCGCCAAUAAAGCUGAAUGGUGUUGAGCUUAAGAAAGUUCAACAUUUUAAGUACCUUGGACAAUACGUCACCGAAGACCUCGAAGACCAAAUGGAUAUUGUGAGGGAACGCAGGGCACUGGCGGUGAGGAGUAAUAUGCUGGCUCGUAGAUAUACUCAAAGAACGCUUAGUGCCUUUCGCGUUCAGUACAACAAUGGUUUCAGGUUGAUGUUGGGGCUGCCCAGCUUUUGCAGUGCUUCGGCAAUGUUCGCGGAUGCGAGAGUGGACGGCUUCCAUGCCAUCCAACGCAAAAGACCCGCUUCAUUGCUGAGGAGGUUGCGGGGUAGCUCUAACAUCAUUCUGCAAACCAUUGCUACUUAUUCAAGCGCUGUGCUUGACUUCCAGUUCAUUGGGUAA
Molecule: messenger RNA, 717 nt
Organism: Leptidea sinapis
Lineage: Eukaryota; Metazoa; Arthropoda; Insecta; Lepidoptera; Pieridae
Exons: 3
Coding region: 1-717 (238 amino acids)
Source: RefSeq, a predicted model, not a curated record